AUGGAUUGCUCUACAAAGACAAAGUUCAACUUUGUAAACCUGAAACAUCCGGACGAUAUCAAAGAUGAGGGAACGCAGUUUCGCAUUCGGCGUCUAGCGAUGGCCGAGGUUGGCAAAGCGCGAAGAAAGCCAAAGACGAGAAAGGAGCGCAACGAAAUCGUCCUCGAACUUCGUAAUUCAACGGAGAUGCACUCUAGUCUAGAACGCUUCGGUGGCGGCCAAAUUGAUCCCUUCAGCCAUUACCCCAUUGAACUCGAUGAUUCUGAUCGAGCUUUGCUAGCAAACAUUUUUGACCCAACCACCAACCACUCGAGCCAGCUGCGGGGUUGCUGGUACCCUGUAGGACUCAGCUGUGCAGCCGCAUUUCACAACGUCCUGUCAAACUCUCAGAACUUUUUGUUCCAGAAGCUGAAUGGAUUCUUUCCUUCACAGGACGAUGCUUUAGCUUUGACCCAUCGUCAUAAAGCACUCCGUGCCGCCAGCGAGAUGAUGAAGGACCCCACCAAGCACAAGAGCGACGAGAUCAUCGGGACUGUGGCAUCGUUCAUGUGUCAUCAUGCUUUGCUGGGGACUUUCGCCGAUGGCCAUUGGCACAAGCAUCGAAAUGCACUCGUAAGCAUCGUCGGGCUCAGAGGCGGCUAUGACGCCAUCGACAAAGAGCACCUUAGGAUCACUUUGACAUGGGCAGACUUAGUAGGCUGUUUUUCGCAAGACAUUCCGCCUGUGGUCCCCUUGCCACGUCAAUGGGAGUCUGACUCCAGAUCUCCACCGAACUCGCCACGACCGCAUAGCCCUAUAUCCUUAUUAUGGAAGCAACAGCUGCCGAUGCAACUAGACUGGAUCACGAUAUUUGACGACAUUGUGCAGCUAAUCUCGGUUGAUCGAGCAUUCAACAAAGAACAGCUGCUAUUGUCAAUCAGCAGCGGCAGCUGGAUGGAGCCAACCGCGUAUCGUCUCUUGUCCAUACGGCCCUUACUACAGGGCAAUGACCGUGGACACGUGAUAGAAGAGGUGUGUCGGCUUGGCACUCUGUUAUUUCUCUCGCCCUUCUGGAGGUUACUGGGACGGUCAAUUGUGCGAACGGCAGCCAUAUCUCGCAAGCUUCUACUCCUGCUCAUGAAGGACAUGGUAGAGUGGAAUGAGCUCAAGCCAUUACUGGUGUGGGUGCUAUACUUCGCUGCGAGCGAGACAAAAGAUCUAGCGGAACGAAGUCAAUACGUCUUCAUGCUGGCAGUCCUUAUGAGUGGCAUGCGGCUGCAAGAGUGGAACAAGACCAUGCAAAUCCUCAAGAAUGUCUUGUGGGUUGAGAAGGUUUUUGCAGGCAGCGACGACCUGAUUCGGGACGAGGUCAUGCAGAUCGUCAAGCAAAAUCCUGUGGGGACUAUGGUCCUAGUUGACAGUUCACCAACGUUUCUGGAUGGGUUUCCGGGUGAGAUCGGCAGAGACUAG
Messenger RNA from Alternaria atra, 1449 nucleotides. RefSeq lists its product as uncharacterized. The transcript has 4 exons. Lineage: Eukaryota; Fungi; Ascomycota; Dothideomycetes; Pleosporales; Pleosporaceae. Bases 1 to 1449 code for a protein of 482 amino acids. The record is from RefSeq and is a predicted model, not a curated record.